AUGUCUGCACCACGCGAUUCGGAAUCCAUCAAUACUACCCAGGGUGGAUUUCACCCGUCAGCUCCCCGUUCUCCCCCCUUGGAGAAGCAUGGUCAUAAACCGGGAACAAAAGCGUCCCCAACAGACUACGUUCCUGAAUUCCAUGCACAAACGCUGCCCGCUGGUAGCGCACCUUCGGGUCGAACAUUUGCUCCUCACCCUUCCGGGCAGGCACCGGAAGAAGGCACCCCAGCCAUCGACGCACUUGGGGGUGCAGACUCGCGGGAGUUGAAUAGGGGCCUUGGUCAACCGGUCUGGGGAGAAACUUCCUCACAACUGCAUCACGAUGGCCAGCCACGUCGGAAACACCACGGGUCCGGGUUGGAAGGAGUAGGUGCAUCGAACAGGGAGUACAUGGAGGAAGAAAAGGAUAUGCAGUAA
Histoplasma capsulatum G186AR is the source of this 420-nucleotide messenger RNA. RefSeq lists its product as uncharacterized. The record is from RefSeq and is a predicted model, not a curated record. The coding region runs from base 1 to 420 and encodes 139 amino acids. NCBI's taxonomy places the organism in Eukaryota, Fungi, Ascomycota, Eurotiomycetes, Onygenales, Ajellomycetaceae. The transcript is spliced from 2 exons.